This is a messenger RNA of Racocetra persica, 1113 nucleotides long. Lineage: Eukaryota; Fungi; Glomeromycota; Glomeromycetes; Diversisporales; Gigasporaceae. The record is from the annotation of a GenBank genome assembly.
AUGACUCUUGAAAAUGACAAAGCAUCCCCUCGUAUGUUUUAUGAAGGUGAAAGUAAAUUUCUUGAAUUUAAAAUUCAUGAUGUCACUUUUUGUUGCAACCUUCCAAUGCCGAACGAACUCACCUUUAAAUCGGAAGGAUGCAAAAAGUUAAACGAUUUUACUAUAUUCCGUAAAGUGCUUCAACAACACUUGCAAAAAAAAUCGGACAAUUUAAAAAUUUCUCGUAUUCAAAAUGUUGAUAUUUCUUCGCUAUCGGGAGACAUUUGGAAUAAUAGCUCUGAAGCAUUUAAAAAUAUGUUCAAGUUGUAUGCUAAAGAAGUUAAUGACAAUAGGAUGAGACAGAAAAAAUUGAGUUUUAUUGUUAAUACAGACCCAACAGGAAAAAAGAAAAGGCCUAGGAAGACGAAUAAGAACAAAGAAAGAAAGAAUAAUCAUUCUAAACAAAUUAUAGACAAAAUGAGACCAAAUGUCGCAUCUAGCAUCAUCGACGGUUCAAGCUUCAAUAACGAUCCAAUCGUACAAAAAAUGAUACGUUGUAACAAUGACGUAAAAGAAACUCCGAAACACCCCACACAUCUCAAUAUGGUUUCUCCAGUUACAUAUAUGCAACCACAAUUAUCUUCGACAUCACUUCAAACCUGGAAUAAUUUAUUUGACAUGUCUGACUUUAUAGAUGGCAUAACUUUUCAACAACUUCACACCGACCAUUUCACACCCAUUUCUCUAAACAAUACACACACAUAUAUACCUUCACUCUCCUGUCAAACCACUGUCGAUAAUUUAACAAUUAAAGAUAAUUAUGGCGCGGGAAUUUCUGUUUCUAUGGACGAGAACAACGUUUCUGGUAUCUUAGAGGGUAUUAACUUUAAUAAUGACAAUCCAUCGUUCUGUGAUAACAUUGAUGGUGCCAAACUACUUUCAACAAAUGUUGUUACUAAUGAAGUGGACAUACUCGGUGUUAAUUCUAUGAUUCACCAACAAAUUAACCCUAUGGGCUAUAUGCACCCUUCUAUUUCUCCAGAUGACUUAUGCGCAUAUAUACAACACUUUGAGACUGGUAGUAAUCAUGUUCCGAGUAUAGACAUGAUGUCUAUGUUUCCUGACAAUAGAUAA